Messenger RNA from Trichoderma reesei QM6a, 558 nucleotides. RefSeq lists its product as uncharacterized. NCBI's taxonomy places the organism in Eukaryota, Fungi, Ascomycota, Sordariomycetes, Hypocreales, Hypocreaceae. The record is from RefSeq and is a predicted model, not a curated record. The transcript has a single exon. Bases 1 to 558 code for a protein of 185 amino acids.
AUGGCCUCCCUCAUCGGACAGACGUUCCACUCGUUCGAAGAGGCCUACGACGCCAUCCAGCGGGCCGAGUACUCGCAUGGCUUCAUCACCAUCAAGGAGCGAGUCAACCGCCGCAACGGCGUCGUGGUGCGCGGCGAGGUGCGCUGCCGGCACAGCGGCAUCUACCGCCAGUACCACCUGAGCCGCAACAAGUACAUCACGUCGACGCGCAAGACGGACUGCCCCUUCUUCUUCAUCGUCGCCCGCCGCACCCGCAUGGCCGACUACAUCAUCUCGGCGCGCUCCAGCCAGCACAACCACGAGCCCGCCAGCAUGGAGGACCUGCAGAACAAGGUGCCCCGGCCCUUUGGCAUCCAGGACCUCUUCCAGCUGGUGGAAUCGCGCCUCCAGGCCGACGGGGCGUCGACGAGCAGCGUCGCGCGCGACAUCUGCACCGAGCGCCCCUCGGUCAACAUCACCGAGGCUGACAUCUUCUUUAUCCAACGUAAACUGCGCGAAGGCCAAUUCUAUGCGUCCACUGAGGCCUUUAUCAAUAACAAUAAGCCCAAGAAGAACUGA